AUGGAGCCGUGGGAGGGACUUGAUAUAGACGACAGUGAUCUCAACGCUUUUUUACACAAGUGCAAUUCAAGUGCAACGUUGAUACCUGGACCUGCUGGAAAUGUACAAGCGGCCAUGCUAAACAGGGACUCAGAUGAACCAAAAUCAACUCAGGAAUUUGUUAACGAGAUUGCAAAGGCAACAUUUGUUCGGGACUUCAAAUCAAAUCCUUGGAUCUGGGCGGAAAAGUUCAUUAAACACCAUGGACUUGUUGAAGAUGGCAACAUGAACAACGUCACUCAGCUGGAACGCGUCAAGUCAAUGCAUGUCCUUCCAUUUGUAGCAUGCAUCGUGAAAGAGUGCAACCCAAACGGUUUGGGUGACAUGAAAAUUGCUGUUAAGGAUCCAAGUACCACGUAUGCUUCGGUGCACAGGAAAGUCCUUCUACAUCCUGAGUUUGCUCAGGAUAUAGGAGUUGGUGUUGUGUUGUUAUUGCAAAAUGUUUUCCAAGCUAACAUAGGUCCUCCAACUGACGAACUGCUUAAUGCUACCUCAAGACCUGACAUUCGACCCCAUCCAUGUGGCAAAGAACCCAACAACAACACAGAAGUUGGUCCAUCUGAUAAGGCUUGUACUUCUGCCUCUAAUAUUGCAUCCACAACCCCUAUGGAAGAUGAAUGACCCUUUUAUGAAAAUUAUGUUAGGUUUCUAUUUGAAUCAUUAGUGACCAGUAAUAUCAGUAAUGUUUUGUAACGUACUAUAAACAGUACUUGUAAUGUAUUAAGUAACCACAUUUUGUGUCGAUGCAAACUAUUGUGUUGUAUUGUGGUUUGUUUUAUUGACAAUGGCAACAAGUUAACAUUUAUUAUGCAGGUAAGCAAACAUCAGAAUGCU
Vigna radiata var. radiata (mung bean) is the source of this 873-nucleotide messenger RNA. RefSeq lists its product as uncharacterized. NCBI's taxonomy places the organism in Eukaryota, Viridiplantae, Streptophyta, Magnoliopsida, Fabales, Fabaceae. Gene Ontology annotation, biological process: recombinational repair. The transcript is spliced from 4 exons. The coding region runs from base 1 to 660 and encodes 219 amino acids. The record is from RefSeq and is a predicted model, not a curated record.